Mytilus trossulus (common blue mussel) is the source of this 954-nucleotide messenger RNA. RefSeq lists its product as uncharacterized. Bases 32 to 841 code for a protein of 269 amino acids. NCBI's taxonomy places the organism in Eukaryota, Metazoa, Mollusca, Bivalvia, Mytilida, Mytilidae. The transcript is spliced from 7 exons. Gene Ontology annotation, cellular component: membrane. Gene Ontology annotation, biological process: tissue regeneration; cell adhesion. The record is from RefSeq and is a predicted model, not a curated record.
AAUAGGAAAUUAUUAGAGUGUAUUUAAGCGAAUGAGCUCUCACAUAUUCUUUAGUUUAUACAUUUACUUGCAAGGAAUGGCUUCUCCUAAAACUGAAAGUGUUCCUUUGAAACAUGCACAUGAUGGCGGUUAUGACAGCGAUAAUAAUACUUUACGCUCCCGAAAUUCGUCAAUUGAUAACAGUUUUACAAAAGUUGAAAUGGAUCCACCCCCUGAAGGCACUGACGAAGUAGAGGGCAGAACUCUCAGUAUCAAUGACUCACCACCAGACGGCGAAGAUGUCGUGGAAGGCAGAAAUACUCUCGGUGAUCCACCCCCUGAAGGCACUGACGAAGUAGAGGGCAGAAGAACUCUCAGUAUCAAUGAUGAUGAAACUGACAGUAGUUCUAAGUCUGGUGCUGUAAACAUAUUCCAAUCUCGAAGUGAAAUUACAAAAGGAUUAUACGAUGUUGCUUUACUGAUGGCAAAUGCAUCUCAAUUGAGAUCAGCCAUAGAUUCUACAGAUAAUAAAUACAAAAUGGUCCUUAUUGGGCUCCUGAUUGCAUCUAUAUCGUUACACAUGAUAAGUGCUGUUUUAUUCUACGUUCUAUUCAUUAAAGAGAAGCAAGCUAAGAACAAACAGCAAGCAAAUGAGAGCAAUUCCAAAUUAGAACCAACCGUGAAGCAACCAUCAUCUAAGGACAGAAAACAAUCUGCAGUAUGUACAAAAUGUUUUGCAGAUAUCACAUGCUGUCAUUGUUGGAGAGUAUAUAAAACUGACAUUGCAGCAACAUUUUGUGUCAUUGCGGUAACAGUUCUCAAUGUUUUUAUUACAGCGUUUGGACACAAUACAAAACCAUAAUUCAAAUGAUCAUAUAUGUUGAAUUGUAAAAGGGACAUCAUCUACGUUUAUGAUAUCUAUUUAUCAAAAUAAUUUUACUGUGUAAAAACUAAGAUUGAAAAAAUUGAACUUCA